Messenger RNA from Manacus vitellinus (golden-collared manakin), 666 nucleotides. RefSeq names its product late endosomal/lysosomal adaptor, MAPK and MTOR activator 5 (gene LAMTOR5). Gene Ontology annotation, biological process: positive regulation of TORC1 signaling; cellular response to amino acid stimulus. The annotation marks the transcript as partial. The record is from RefSeq and is a predicted model, not a curated record. Gene Ontology annotation, molecular function: guanyl-nucleotide exchange factor activity. The transcript is spliced from 2 exons. Lineage: Eukaryota; Metazoa; Chordata; Aves; Passeriformes; Pipridae. Gene Ontology annotation, cellular component: lysosome; cytoplasm; Ragulator complex.
GGGCACCAGGCCCUGCCCUGCUGUCCUGGCCCCACCUUUGGGUGUCCCCAGGGGCCACCACCCACCUGCACUGCGGAGGAAACCAGAGCCGGCCCUUCCUGCCACCGAAAUUCAGGACAUUUUGGUGGUUUGAGAGCAAGUCUGGGGAGAGGAUCAGCCCCCCUUGGCCCGGGGGAGGCAAAUGGGUUUCACACGGAGCUUUUCCAUCGUGUCCCCCCUCCAGGCCGAGGGACUCUCUCUGACGAACACGCCGGGAUCAUUUCCGUGCUGGCCCAGCAGGCGGCCAAGCUCAGCUCGGACCCCACGGACACCCCCGUGGUGUGCCUGGAGUCGGACACCGGGAACAUCAUGAUCCAGAAGCACGACACCAUCACUGUAGCAGUGCAUAAGUUGGCAUCCUGAUCCUUGGAACCAGCUGCACUCCCAGCCCCUCCUCCCUGCACAACCCUGCACUCCAGCUCUGGUUUGGAACCCCAGUCCUGGGGUGAAGGCUCUCCCUCUCUUCUGAACAGCUCCUGUGCAGCUCUCCAGGUCUCCAACUCCCACUGUAGCACUUGUGGUGCUGAGGGUGACACGUGGUCACUCACCCAGCUCGUGGAAGGUCAGAUCCUACCAGGUGCAUGUGUGGUGUUGGUUGGAGAAAUCAAUAAAUGACCUGUAAAAACA